This is a messenger RNA of Cottoperca gobio, 5445 nucleotides long. RefSeq names its product desmoglein 2 like (gene dsg2l). Gene Ontology annotation, biological process: homophilic cell-cell adhesion. The record is from RefSeq and is a predicted model, not a curated record. Lineage: Eukaryota; Metazoa; Chordata; Actinopteri; Perciformes; Bovichtidae. Gene Ontology annotation, cellular component: desmosome; plasma membrane. Gene Ontology annotation, molecular function: calcium ion binding. The transcript has 14 exons. Bases 89 to 3589 code for a protein of 1166 amino acids.
CGAAAGCAACGCUCGACUACACAUAUAGUCAAGUUGACGCGAUUUCACUUCAAGAGGAGGAUUUAAAAAGUUAAUAUUUUCGAAGCCGAUGGCUCUCCUGGUGAAAUGCAGCAUUUCUAUUCUGCUGGUGUUCUUCCUAACUCUUGCUCCUGUGGGGACCGAAGGAAAAGGGACAGGGUUACAGAGACAGAAAAGAGAAUGGAUCAUAGCUCCCAGACAGUUGAAGGAGAACCAUGAUUACACCGGAUUGCAGAGUAUCGCUCGAAUUCGCUCUGAUAAGGAGAACUAUACAAAGGUAUUUUAUUAUCUUUCGGGGCCUGGUGUAGACCAGCCACCUGUAGGUGUAUUUGGUAUCGACCGUGAAACUGGCUACGUGAAAAUCUAUUCCAUUCUGGACCGAGAGGCGACCCCCUUCUUUCAUUUAAAAGGUGCGGCGAAAUUCGCCGACGGGACCUUCGCUGAAACCGAUAUUGACCUUAAAAUUACUGUUUUGGAUGAGAAUGACUGCACACCGGUCAUUACAGUACAGCAAGUCGGAUCUGUCAGUGAAGCAUGUGAAGCAGGUACUGUUGUGAUGAGAGUAAUGGCUACUGAUGCUGAUCAAGUGAACACACUCCACUCCAGUAUUUACUACAGCAUUGUGGAGGAGAGUAGCACAGCUGGGCUGUUCUUCAUCAACUCUCAGACUGGAGAGAUCACGGUUCUCCAGAACUCCAUAGAUAGGGAGAAACAAGAUUCAUAUACGUUGACUAUAAGAGCCAUAGACAUGGGUGGACAAGGGGGAGGAAACGCAGGAACCGGACAAGUUACGGUCCAAAUUCUGGACAUAAAUGACAAUGUUCCAACCCUGGAACAAGAAUCAUAUGAAGGGAAUGUGCAGGAGAACACUUACAACAUGGAAGUGAUGAGGGUCCACUCCGUUGACAUGGAUCUGAUUCACACUGAAAACUGGCAGUCUGUGUACACAAUCGUUUCAGGGAAUGAGGCAGGCUAUUUCAGCAUCACUACUGAUUCUCAGACCAAUGAAGGAGUUAUCAUGAUUAAUAAGGCCGUGGACUAUGAAGAAUUAAAGACGAUAAACUUGGAAGUGGCUGUUUGCAACAAAGCAGCAUACAAUUUUGGCAGUAAGUCUGGCUCUGGCUCUGGCUCUGGCUCUGGCUCUGGCUCUGGUUCUGGUUCUGGUUCUGGGUCUGGGUCUGGGUCUGGGUCUGGUUCUGGGUCUGGGUCUGGGUCUGGGUCUGGGUCUGGGUCUGGGUCCACCUCAAAAGCCUACCCCGUUAAAAUCAAUGUGAUAAAUCAGAAGGAAGGCCCCCGAUUCCAACCAAGUGUCAAAGUGGUGACUUUGUCUGAGGACCAGUCUUCCAUCUCCAUCAACAAAGUCAUCGCCACCUACGCUGCUAUUGACAGUGACACCUUAAAGACAGCCACCAACGUAAGGUAUGCUAAAUUCAAAGAUGAUGACAACUGGUUGAUUAUUGACCAAAAGACAGCAGAGAUCAGGCUGAAUAAAAUGCCUGACAGAGAGUCCUUGUUCUUGGUCAAUGGAACAUAUUAUGCCAAAAUUUUAGCCAUCAGCGAUGACAUUCCCGCAAAAACUGCCACAGGGACCGUAGCCAUUCAGGUGGAGGACUUUAAUGAUCACUGUCCGAAACUGACCACGACAACUCAGACCAUGUGCUUCGAUGACAAUGUGGUCUACGCCACAGCCGUAGACCAAGACAAGUUCCCCAAUUCUGCACCAUUUGCCUUCACUGUGAUUCAGGGGAGCAGCAAGGAGAAAUGGACAGUGGAGCAUCUUAAUGAUACCACGGCCAUUCUGCGAGACCAAUCCAACUUGUGGCCUGGCACGUACAAAGUGGCACUGGAGGUCAGAGACCAGCAGGGAAAGUUAUGUGCUGAUGUUCAGAUGAUGGACGUAAUUGUGUGUCGUUGCAAUGAUGUCACUAAAACCUGUAAGCGGCGCAUUCAAAAGACUGCUGAGUUUGGAGCUGCCGGUAUCCUGCUUAUGCUCUUGGGACUGCUUCUUCUGCUGUUGCUGCCCCUUCUUCUGCUGUUCUGCCUGUGUGGAGGUGCAGCAGCUCUUGGAGAUUUCAAGGCCAUUCCAUAUGAUACGAAACAGCAGCUCAUCUCAUAUCACACUGAGGGACAGGGAGAAGACAAGGACGUUCCUCUUCUUCACGUGCCAUUGGAAGUUGUGGGUGACAAUAGCAAUGUCAACAUUUUCAACAACUAUGGAGAUCGUGGGUACCUAGGUGGACCGACUGAAGUAGGAGCUGCAGAUGGAAGAUUAGCCUUAUCCGGUGCUCAAAACUCUUCCAACUUGACAGCCGAGAACAUGCACUUGUACAACCAAUAUAACCAUUCUAGUGGGCAGAUGGGGAGGGAGUACGUGGAUGGUGGGUUGAUGGCAGGAAACGAACGUCGUUUCUCCCAAUACCAUGGAGGGGUCUUCGAUGGGAUGGCUCUAUCGGAUAAUUUCCUGGGGGAUUAUUAUUCAAAUAAAUCCAACCAUGCUGCAAACCAUUCCCAGCAGAAGGACGGUCUGCUGCUCUAUAACUAUGAGGGUCAGGGGUCCCUGGCAGGUUCUGUAGGUUGCUGCAGCCUUCUUGAGAAUGAGAAUGACCUUGAGUUCCUCAAUGACCUUGGGCCUAAAUUCAAAACCUUGGCUGAGAUUUGUCACGGGUCAGCAUUGGCGACCGAGUCUGUGAAUGCAGGGGUUUCUUUCUCUUCACCCAGACCAGUGUCUCCUGUCUUUCCCGCCAUCUCCACCGAAACUCAUGUCCGUAGUCACACAGAGACAAUCAGGGACAGGGACCACGUUAACACCCUCAAUACCUUCAACACCCUCAACACCCCCAAUGUAGCGUCUGGAUCCUCCACCAUCCUGCGUGAGGAGCGAAUCACUGGGACAGCCCAGGGUUCAACCAUCGUUCCCACAGUACAUGUCAACGACAAUAUCGUGGUUCCCACUCAGACGAUGCUCAUACAGCAGCCCACUAUGUACUAUGCUGCCACGCCCAUGUAUGUAGUCGAGCCCAGUCCUCAAAUGGUGCUUGUGGCAGGGGGUAACCAGCAGGCAAUGGGUCAUGUAGGCCAAGUUGGUUUAGGUCAGGGGCUGGUGCAGGUUGGUGGUCUGCAAGGUUCUCAGGGUAUGGUCCUUGUAGAUAGGCAAGUAGGAAUGGGUGGAAUCACAGGGCAAGUAGGAAUGGGUGGAAUCAUAGGGCAAGUAGGAAUGGGUGGAAUGACAGGGCAAGUAGUACAAGGCCUUUCACAAGGAACUCUCUCCAGGUCCAGAAAAGUGUUGGUAGUGGAGAACGAGUCCUUAGGUGCAGGGCAAGGUGCCCACUUAGCACACGGCUUUAUUCAGACAGGAAAUGUGUCUGCGGAGCAUGGUUUGCAGGUCAAAGGUGGUAACGGUUCGCAGUUUAAAACUCAGAGUAUUUCACUGGCUUCACACGGUUCCACAGGGUCAACUGAUGACUUUUCUCUUAAAGUCCCAACCAAAAUGAAAGGAAGCCAGAAAGUGGUUGUUCAACGUAAGAAGGUCUCAGUCAAAGAGAGAAAUAUUGAAUCUAGUACAAAAGCGUAAAAGCAACCUUUUUUCUUUUUAGCAUAUCCACUAAUGUCACACUUGUAAAUAUACUGACAUAUAUUUCAGUAUACUAAAAUAUACUAUAGUAUAUCAAUACAUACAGAUUAUGUUCAUACAGAUAGAUAGAUUGUGAUCAAUUGUGGUAAAACUUGUAAAAGGAUAGUUUAGUCUACAAGUGAAAUGAUGCAUGUCCUCAUCUAGUGAGAACACUACUGCUCACUGUAUGUAACUUGACUCCAUGACUACCAUAGCCAUAAAAGGAAUUGGAUUUCCAUACCAACGCUGUUUAGGAAAAUUACUCUGACAUUUGUCGUUGCCAAAACUACCUGCUAGAAUUAGGCUCUGUCAACUUUAGUUGAAAGUGUAUACUUCACAGUAUAAGUGUAACGUACAGAAUAGGGACAAUGCAACUGAUUUUAAGAGGCAUUAUAUCACUUCUUUCAUUGCAUCCUCGCCUAGGGAAAACCUUGGCGAGUGCGAUUUCCGUCUUUCUUUGGUCCAAACGAUGACCAUUUCGGCACCAAAUGACAUAAACUAUCGUUGUGUAUAUAUAUAUUUUAGGUGCAAAACUAAAUGGCUUCAGGGCAGGAACAGCCAAGUAAAUAUAACAAAACAACAGUGUUUAUGUACCGAUCAAACUAAGAUGAGAAACUGAAAAAAGCAGAUUACAAACAAAAAGAUUAUCCACCCCAACAUUUUAAAUUGCAGCUAUAUGUAAGUAGUAAAUUAUGAUCCACUUACAUGCUCCUAAAGCCUAACGAGGUUUUUAUGAAGCAUACAGAUAAUAUCUCAUCCCCUGGCAAAUAUUCAUGUAAAUACGGAUUAAUACUUUUUUUUACUAUGAUCACUAUGUAUCUACAUGUUUCCGUUAAAAUCUUAAUUGUGUUAACUUCUUCGAGAUUAGAGCAACGCAGAAUAUGAAGCUCAUAGAAUCCUAAACUUAUGUCACGUGCCAAAAGUCCUGUUAAAAUGACUAUAAUUAUACCAAAAGUCGUUAGUCUUGAGAAGUACAGUUAUUUUGAGAGUCACUAAAGAACCACGUUUCUGUAGCUACUAUAAUUUUGCAUGUAUUCAUGUAGACUUUGAUUACUACAUUUAGUGCUCUGAGAACUGUAUUUUCAUAGUGUGGUGUGAUUCUGAAGGUGCCGUGGUUACAUUUUGUAAUAUUUUUGCUAUGCCUUAAGCCGUCCUGCUGACCUUUUUAGAGUGUUGAAAUAAGUUAUACUAACUCAUCAAGAGAUUGUUAUAUAGGUGGCCACUGCUUGGAACAUAGAUAAAAGCUGUUUGUACUGUAGAACUAAUGAAAGUGUAUGAUACAGUGAAGGGACUAGACUGUUUUUAUCAACCAACAUAGUCAUCACAGACUAUACACCGAAGAAAAGAAAACUGCACAAAUUCUCUCUUUUAUUGUUGCACUAUUUUUAUUAUUUCUAUAGAAUAUGUGUAGGUUUCUAAAUUGUUCUUUUCCAAUUUGAUCUAAAUAAUCUAAGUGCCAAAUCUGUAUAAAAAAAGAAAGUGUAUAAUACCUGAAAAUGUAUAUUUUGCUAUAAUUAUCAGAUAGGCUUCUAAUAUGUUGUGUUUAUUGUGAGUUUCUGUGUGUAAAGGUAACAUAAUUUGGGUAUGUGAGUAGGUAAAGUAAUCAAACAUGAGCUUGCCAAGCACUGAAAACAUUUGGUGGAAUGACGCUGUUUGAUAUUGUUGUUUUUGCUAUCGAUAUAUAUGUUUUACAUCUCUAGUUAUAAUAUGAAUAUAGCAUAUAUUGCUUGGAACUGUGCAGCAUUAAAGCAGUACUGGACAUGAUAACGAGGAUGUUUGAUUUUUGUUUCAAGUUUUGCAUUUUCUGUCGUAAUAAA